Messenger RNA from Sabethes cyaneus, 869 nucleotides. RefSeq names its product ER membrane protein complex subunit 7 homolog (gene EMC7). NCBI's taxonomy places the organism in Eukaryota, Metazoa, Arthropoda, Insecta, Diptera, Culicidae. Gene Ontology annotation, molecular function: carbohydrate binding. The record is from RefSeq and is a predicted model, not a curated record. Bases 79 to 786 code for a protein of 235 amino acids. The transcript is spliced from 2 exons. Gene Ontology annotation, cellular component: EMC complex.
UUCAUUCAUUAUCCUUUUUUAUCUCAGCGCUGCAUUUUUCAAUAAAUUAUUGUCUGAUUAAGUUUUUCGGCUAGCAAAAUGCGAAAACUCGAGUGUUAUUUUCUAAUAGUAGCAGUAUGUGCAUUUUUCACCAGUGCGAAAGCCGAUUCAGCCGUCGACGAGUAUGAUGAGAGUGGCCGCUACACCAUCGAGGGAAAAGUUUACCCUCCGGAACUAUUCCGUGGAUCUGAUUUGGCCUGGCAAAUUGACACACAAAUUUCUAUUAAUGGAGGCGAGUACAAAGGGUUUCUUAAAGAAGAUGGAUCCUUUAUUAUUAGUUCGGUCCCAUCUGGAAGUUACGUGGUAGAAAUAAUCAAUCCAGAUUACUAUUACGAGUCCGUUCGAGUUGAGAUCAAUCCGAAGGGUAAAUUUCGGGCGCGGAAGCUAAACUACGUUCAACCUUCGCAAGUCGUACAGGUGCCGUAUCCGUUGAAGCUAAAAGCACUGACAAGGUUCCGUUACUUCCAACAACGUGAACAGUGGAAGAUUACCGACUUUUUGUUUAACCCAAUGGUUCUGAUGAUGAUUCUGCCCUUAUUCAUUAUGCUGGUGCUGCCAAAAAUGAUGAGCGAUCCGGAAACGAAAAAAGAGAUGGAAAAUUUGAAUCUCUCCAAGAUGACAAACGACAUGCCAGAAAUUAGUGAAAUGAUAACAUCAUUUUUCACUGGCGGUGCCCCUUCUGCUGCAGCUAAGGACAAGGAAAAAUCAAAAUCCUCCGGAAGCAAACAAAGCAAAAAGAAGAACUAGACAGGAGGGAGCUUAAUCUAGUAGUACGAUACUUUGUUGUAUUUAUUAUAACAUGUAGAACAAUGAGCUAAUGCACGAAUAAA